This is a messenger RNA of Helianthus annuus (common sunflower), 1674 nucleotides long. RefSeq lists its product as uncharacterized. The record is from RefSeq and is a predicted model, not a curated record. Lineage: Eukaryota; Viridiplantae; Streptophyta; Magnoliopsida; Asterales; Asteraceae. The coding region runs from base 110 to 1543 and encodes 477 amino acids. The transcript is spliced from 3 exons.
CUCAUUCACUCAUACCACCUUGUGAUACACACACACACACACCCCUCUCUCUCUCUCUCUCUACACUUCUCUCUCUACAUAUAUACACACACAUACAUACAAGAAAUAUAUGGAAAUGAGUGAUAAUUCAAGAAAGUUUGGAACCAACACUAGGAUGCUCGGAAGCACCGAGCAAAAUUGGUGCAAGGCUGUGGCUAGUGGCACAGGGAUAACAGUUUUGGCACUACAAGCCUCUAAAAGUGUAAACAUCACACAACUCAAGAGUGCACUACAAGAAAUCCAAAACAACCAUCCAAUCCUCAACUCUAUGCUCUACAAAAACACAUCAACCGGUUCAACUUCCUUCAUCAUCAACCCACCAAUCCCUAACCUCCACCUCAACAUCAUCACACUCCCCACAACCACCCAACUCCUCCACAACCUCAUGAGCCAUGGCUCCAAUGCAAGCCUCUCUCCACUCCACUUGAUUGUUGAGCAUGAGCUCAACAUCAACGAGUGGUCUGGUCAAGCAACCCGCUCGUGCACAACUGGAGGGUUGUAUUUGUGGUUUGCUAACUUGUACGCACUGCCGGAUGAGAAGUGGAUAUUGGUGAUCCGGUUGCACACUGUGGUUUGUGACCGGACCACUGCGGUUUCGUUGUUAAAGGAGUUGAGGGAAGUUAUGGGAGGGGGAGAGGGAGGGGGGUAUAAGGAGGAGGGUAAUAUGGGGUUAGAAGAGCUUAUUCCUGUUGGGAAGGCUAAGAAGACUAUGUGGGAACAUGGGAAGGAUAUGGUCGCAUACUCGGUUAAUUCAUUUAGGUUGAAGAAUUUGAAGUUUAAAGAUGUGAAAGGGCCUUUGCAUUCAGAAGUUGUGAGGUUGAAGAUGAACAUGCAAGAAACUCAGAUGCUAUUAGCUGGUUGCAAGUCCAGAGGAAUCAAACUAUGUGGAGUCCUAGCAGCGGCGACUCUAAUCGCAGUUUAUUCCUCUAAGCGCCGCCCUAACAACCAUCGGAAAAAGUAUGGAGUAGUAUUUUUAAAUGAUUGCCGCUCUUAUCUACAGCCACCUCUGUCUCAACAUCAUGCGGGGUUUUACCAUUCUGCCAUCAACACAACUCAAGAAGUGAAACGAGGAGAAAACCUAUGGGACUUGGCAACAAGAAGUUACACGUCAUUUGCAAGCUUUAAGAACAACAACAAACAUUUCACGGAUAUUGCUGACCUCAACUUCCUCAUGUCCAAGGCUGUAGACAACCCUAGUUUGACACCAAAAUCUUCCUUGCGAACUGCAUUGGUAACCGUGUUCGAAGACCCUGUCAUCGAGAUGUCUGGGGAGAUAAGACAAGCUUUUGCUCUAGAUGACUAUAUUGGAUGUGCCUCGGUUCAUGGAGUAGGCCCAUCCAUCGCCAUAUUCGACACGGUAGUAGAUGGACAAUUGGAUUGUCUUUUUGUUUACCCUUCUCCUCUUCAUUCAAGGGAGCAGAUGCAAGCACUGAUAGCUUGUAUGAAAACUAGCCUUGUUGAUGGUAUCAAAAUGGAGGAAAAUGUUGAGUCUAUGGUUACAUGAUUUGUAACAUAAUUUGGUAUCUUUUCUUGAUUGGUUAGGUCAAAUAAAAUUAAACAAUAUUUAUUGGUUAUUGUAACUUCUUGGACUUGAUAUAUUCGGACACAAACCAAGGUAAAGGAGUUACGAGCCUA